AAUCUGUCUGCCUGCCUAGCUAAGAACAUAUUAGAGCGAACACUACCCGCUUUGAGUUCGGUCUUGAAAGACAACCGAAGAGUCACAUAGAACAAUACUCCUCAAAGAUGUUGAACUCCAGCUUUCCAACAGUGUGGACCACUGAGCCCAUCACUGUGCUGACCAACUACACCCAAGACUACCACUUCGAAGCAAAGUCACUGAUCACUACAUGGGUGUUUUUCACCCAACUCAUCACCUUCAACAAUUUCUGGAAACUGUCGACGUUGGUGCUCCUUCUCAUCAACAUCAAAGUCUUUCCCUUUGUCUACCAUCUCCGCAUUCUCAAUGGUCUCCGCUUCGUCCUGCGGUCUCAACGGCCCAAGAGAGAUGUUGGACCUGAAAACCUGUUUCAGCCGAUCAUCACGUCCUCCAAGGCUCCCCUGAUGGAGAUCGAUGUGUUCGGCCACAAGUCCAACAGUACCUAUUUUUGUGACAUCGACAUUGCGAGGGUGCACUUGAUCACCACCUUGUUCGGCAAUGGGAUUGCCAAUAUCCGUGGAGACACUACGAUGAACGGCCUGCGUGGCAAACCAUCCAGCAAAUUCAGCGUGGCGUUGGGUGCAGUCAGCUGUGUCUUCCGGAAAGAGAUACUUCCAUACGAAACCUACGAUAUGUGGACAAAAGUCCUCGCUUGGGACGACAAGUGGUUCUACCUGGUCACACACUUUGUCAAAAAAGGGCACAAGAUCGAGCCUCGUCGAUCUUCCCUGUAUCCCCAACAAAACAAAAAUAGGUCAGCACAAGACCAGAGUGAAGAUCAAGAGGAUACUGCUAUUUUCAACACCGAGACAACGGAUAGCACUGCAGGACCGGCAACAGCUCCCAUCGCAGCUUCCGCUCUCAGCAAAGUCGUUUACAAGAACGGCCGAAUCACCAUUCGGCCCAAAGAGAUGCUCGAGAAGGCGGGUUUGAUGCCUGUGAUCCAAUCAGGCGACGACAAGGAUGAGGCGGCUGGCGAAGAUCCCGAGAAGAUCAAGCUCGCAACGGCCAUCGAGGCCGAGAGACAACGCGGGAUGCGGAUCGCAGCGCUCUUGUCAGAGCAAAGUGCAUUGGAAGGCGAAUUCAACAGCGACACUGCAUUGGGCAGACACUACGAUGGCAUUGGAGUGGAAGGCGUUGUUGCGACAUUGGCGCAGCUCGGCAAAGUCUCUCCAUAUCAGCUUGUUUGAGGCGUUACUGUGUAACGGCUUAUCAAGGACUGGGAUUGCCCAUGUUCAACGCUGUGCGUUUGUCUGGGAAUGCCCAUGUUUAAUGACCCCGGUGUUCAGGAUGUGCG
Messenger RNA from Exophiala viscosa, 1318 nucleotides. RefSeq lists its product as uncharacterized. Lineage: Eukaryota; Fungi; Ascomycota; Eurotiomycetes; Chaetothyriales; Herpotrichiellaceae. The record is from RefSeq and is a predicted model, not a curated record. The transcript has a single exon. The coding region runs from base 108 to 1211 and encodes 367 amino acids.